GCAAGCAAGCAUGAACAACGUUCUUGCCCAUGUCUUAAUAUCGUCACACACUUGAUAGCUUACUCAUGUUCUCUGUUUUGUUAUUCUAUUCUUCCUUGCAGGUGUGAAAGAGAGCUGAUUGACGACAUCGUCAAAUGUGUGUGGAGGAAAGUGCAAGCUACAAUCACUUUGUCAGAUGUCUCAAAGACGUUAGUCGGAAUUGAUUCUGCACUCGAGCAGCUAACUAUGCUAUUAGCUCAUGAUGCAAAUGAUGUUCGCUUGAUUCUGUACUCUCGUUUUGUCUUCAAAGACUUCUUUUCCCAAUCUUGUAGGAAAGAAAUGUGGGAUGAAGAGUGCGGAAGCAAAUUAACUAAGAAGUGCUUGUGCAAUAAGAAGGUUCUUCUCGUACUUGAUGAUGUGGAUGAAUUACAUCAACUAGAAGUACUGGUUGGGAAUCAAAGUUGGUUUGGCAUGGGGAGUAGAAUUAUCAUUACAACUAGAAAUGAAGGUCUGCUAGUCCAACAUGGUAUAGCAAAGUCAUACAGGGUUGAGGGAUUGAAUUAUGGCGAAGCUCUUGAGCUCUUUAGCUUGAAUGCCUUCAAAAAAGACCAACCCGAUGAAGAAUUUUUGGAACUCUCUGAGCGUUUCCUAAACUAUGCCAGAGGCCUUCCAAUAGUUCUUAAAGUUUUAAGGUCGUUUUUGUAUACGAGAGGGCAAGAUGCGUGGAAUAGUGAGUUGGAUAAUCUAUAUAAAAUUCCUAAUCAACAAAUUUUUGAUUCACUCAAAGUUAGUUAUGAUGGACUCCGGUUGAUGGAGAGGAGAAUUUUCCUUGAUGUUGCAUGUUUCCAAAAAGGGGAGUGCAAAAAGCAAGUAAUUCAAGUACUAGACAAUUCUUUUGGAAUUUCUAGUAGUAUUCUAAUAGAUUUGCUAAUUGAGAGAUCUCUUCAAGAUAAUGAUUUUGAAAACAAGAUAGGGAUGCAUGAUGAUACAAGAAAUGGCAUGAACAAUUGUUCGUCAAGAGUCUGAAGAGCCUGGUCUACGGAGUAGGUUGUGGCUUCUCAAUGAUAUUUUUCAUGUAUUCAUGACGAAUACGGUAAGAAAUUAUGUAGAUAUGUACCUAGUUCAAAAAAAGAUAUGAUUUCUAUUAAUAUAAAGUUAGCAUG
Molecule: messenger RNA, 1142 nt
Organism: Malus domestica (apple)
Lineage: Eukaryota; Viridiplantae; Streptophyta; Magnoliopsida; Rosales; Rosaceae
Source: RefSeq, a predicted model, not a curated record